This is a messenger RNA of Anisakis simplex (herring worm), 567 nucleotides long. The record is from the annotation of a GenBank genome assembly. Lineage: Eukaryota; Metazoa; Nematoda; Chromadorea; Rhabditida; Anisakidae.
AUGCCAAUGAAGUCAAUCACGAAAGAGCGUACUUAUCUGUUCGAAAAGCUGUGUUUACGGGUCGGAGAAAGAUGCAAACAUGCAGCAUAUGCGUUCGAGGUGUUCCACUUUAGAAAACUUCACGUGAAAGCAAUACGUGAGCUGACGGCGGUCACUCUAAACGAAUGCCUGAAUGCGUGUCUCGACAAUUCGAGGUGUUUUUCGGUCAACUACGUCCGAUCUGACAGGUUUUGUCAAAUCAAUCAAGUGUCACAUCGAACGGUAUCUGGUCAAUUUAAAAAAAAUCUCAGAACUAGUUAUUAUGAAAACAAUUGUGUUCAUGAGGAGGAUCGAUGUGGUGAUAAGAGAAUUGAAUACGUGAUGUCAAGAAAUCACGAGGUUUUGGGUAAGGACAUUUCGGUGGGCAUCCACGAUAUUCGUACUUGUAUGCGAGAGUGCAUCGAAUCAUCGAUUUUAUUCUGCAGGUCGUUUGAAUUCGAUACAACAACCAAUGAAUGCUUCAUUUCUGAGGAGGAUUCUGCUCUGGCCACUCCGUCAGGUUACAUUUUUAGUCAACUUAGAGCAUGA